CCUUCAGCUGUGCCCUCGGUUCCCAGCUCCGAGGAAGAUGAGCAUCGCUGCUUCUCAGUUGGGAGCACAUUCCCGUUUCUGUGUGUCUUGGUGGCCACCCCAGGGGCGUGAGCCCGCCGGUGAAUUUGGGGAGCAUGCCUGUUCACAGAGUUUGGGCUCCAGGAAAUGACCAAGUUCACUCCUGGACACUAGUCACCAGCCAAGCCUUAGAUACUGCUUGGAGAAUAGCAAAGGGGUCGGUGAUGUUGGCAGUUUCGUUUCUGGUGGCCACCCUGUGCUACUUCAGAAGGCUGCAUUUAUAUGUAGGGCGUCGGCUGAAAUGGUGGAUUGGAUAUCUGCAGAGAAAAUUCAAAAGGAACCUCAGCGUGGAGGCAGAAGUUGAUUUACUCAGUUAUUGUGCAAGAGAAUGGAAAGGAGAGACACCCCGGGCCAAGCUGAUGUGGAAGGCCUAUGAGGAGCUCUUUUGGCGGCGUCACAUUAAAUGUGUUCGACCAGUAAAGAGAGAUAACUACGAUGCGCUGAGAUCGGUGUUGUUUCAGAUAUUCAGCCAAGGCCUCUCUUUUCCAUCCUGGAUGAAAGAAAAAGACAUCGUUAAGCUUCCUGAAAAACUGCUCUUUUCACAAGGUUGUAAUUGGAUCCAGCAAUACAGUUUUGGUCCUGAGAAGUACACAGGUUCGAAUGUGUUUGGAAAAUUACGUAAAUGUGUUGAAUUACUGAAAAUGCAGUGGACUGAAUUCAGUGGCAUUAAAGAUUAUCACAAGAGAGGAAGUAUGUGCAACAUCCUUUUUUCUGAUGCUAUUCUGGAAUAUAAACUCUAUGAAGCUUUAAAGUUCAUCAUGCUUUAUCAAGUCACUGAAGUUUAUGAACAAAUGAAGACUAAAAAGGUCAUUCCCAGUCUUUUUCGACUCCUGUUUUCCCGGGAAACAUCAUCUGACCCUUUGAGCUUCAUGAUGAAUCACCUCAAUUCUAUAGGCGAUACCCGUGGCCUAGAGCAGAUUGAUAUGUUUGUACUUGGAUACUCCCUUGAAGUGAAGAUAAAAGUGUUUAGACUGUUCAAGUUUAACUCCAGAGACUUUGAAGUCUGCUACCCGGAAGAGCCGCUCAGGGAGUGGCCGGAGAUCUCCCUGCUGACCGAGAAUGACCGCCACUACCACAUUCCCGUCUUUUAAGUCUGGCAUGGACCGGGCACUGCUCUCGCCAGUGACAGUGGUCACGCUUGCAAGUCAUGUUUCUCGAAAACCAAAACAAAUGUUGCCGCCACUGAGGGAAUUAGGACCUCCUUCCCCAGAAUUACAGGUACACUGGACGGAUGCACUCGGGUGAUGGGCACGGAUGGCUUUCUUGUGUUUUCAGUGAUUUCCUCCAAAGCAGCUGCUCUCAUGUAUUUGUGGGUGGUGGUUUGACCUUGUUCAUCAGGGCUCUGGUCACUUCACACACUGUGGGCCUUGAAGAGCACGAGGAAGUUUAAUUUGGACAACAGCAGGAAAAAAACGAGAAGAAAACAAGUUGGGAAAAAAGACUAACCUGGAAAGAAAGAAUUUCUUUGUCUCUAUAUUCUUCAUUAUGAAUCUGGUCUUUGGCUGAUUUUGGAUCUUCAUAAACAUGGCCUUAUUUUAUGAGGAAUCUAUGGUAUACUGAUUUUCCAGAACCACUUGAUUAACUGUAAAAUCAUGUGUUAGCGUGUGUGUAUAUAUAUCUUUAUACAUAUAUACAUAUGUAGAUAUAUAUACACACAUAUGUAUACGUGUAUAGUUUUAUAUAUACAUAUGUAAACACAUACACACAAAUAACCACUACUUUGUAAUGUUGUACAAUUU
Molecule: messenger RNA, 1817 nt
Organism: Ceratotherium simum simum (southern white rhinoceros)
Lineage: Eukaryota; Metazoa; Chordata; Mammalia; Perissodactyla; Rhinocerotidae
Source: RefSeq, a predicted model, not a curated record